Myripristis murdjan (pinecone soldierfish) is the source of this 4017-nucleotide messenger RNA. RefSeq names its product GTPase IMAP family member 8. The record is from RefSeq and is a predicted model, not a curated record. Gene Ontology annotation, molecular function: GTP binding. Bases 300 to 1781 code for a protein of 493 amino acids. Lineage: Eukaryota; Metazoa; Chordata; Actinopteri; Holocentriformes; Holocentridae. The transcript is spliced from 6 exons.
AGAGGGGGAGAGCUUGAGUGGCAGAGGAGGUACAAAAGAGAGAGAGAAAGGGAGGGAGACAGAGCGGGCACACACAGGAAUAGAAGACAGAGUGUGUUAUGUACUGCAGUAGAAUGAGGGUGAGAGGGAGAACCAAGAAGAAGCAUUUGAGCUGCCAGCGUUCCGCAGAUCACUCAGGAUCCAUCGCCUUGCAGCCCGUUUUCUGAAGAGGGACGGAGAAGAAGAUCGGCACCGUGGAGGCGAGAAGGAGAAGGAGGAGGGGGGCUGAGGAGGGAGAAGCCAGAGGUUCCACGCACAAGAUGGCUGCUGUGUCCUCUGCUUCUGAGGCUGGGGAUCCCGGGGGUCGCCACCCACCGGAGCGCAGGCUGCUGCUCCUGGGGGGGCCACAAUCUGGGAAGACGUCCACCGCCAACACCAUCCUGGGGGAGGAGGUGUUCGAGGCCGGGACGGAGACCACACACAGCAACGUGGGCCAGACGGAAAUCUACGGCAGGCGCGUGACGGUGGUCGACACCCCGCAGUGGGCCAUCCCCAGCGACCGGGACGAUGACACCGAAGCGGACGACAACGACAACGCCGGCGCAGAGUCGGACUCCCCGCGGCAGCCGCCCCCGAGCCUGGACAGCGAGGGGCCAUGUAUGGGAGCCAUCCUCUGCCCUCCAGGACCCCACGCCAUCCUGCUGGUGGUGUCGGUCACCCAGCCCUUCACCGACACGCAGAGGCGGGCCGCGGAGGAGCAGCUGGGGGCGCUGGGCGGGGGGACCUGGAGGUACUCCAUGGUGCUCUUCACUGGGAUAGACAAGCUGCCCAAAGGGAUCUUCAUCGAGGAGCACAUCGCCAACACCGGAGAGGCCCUGCAGUGGUUGGUGGAGAGGUGUGGAAGCAGGUACCAUGCCUUUGAUAACACUCGGAAAGACAGGGAGGACAACACCCAGGUACCCGAGCUGAUGGAGAAGGUGGAGGAAAUGAUCACUGACAACCAAGGCUGGUACUUUGAAGUGAAUGAGCUGAUUCUGCUGGAAGAGGAGCAGGCCAGGAGAGCUCUGGAGGAGGAGAGGAUGAGGAUGGAGGAGCAUGUUAGACAGAGGGAGCAGAUGAUCGGAGGGCCUCCCAGAGAGCUGAGAGUGCUCUUACUUGGCUGGAAGGGUGUGGGAAAGAGCUCAGUGGGGAACUCCAUCCUUGGCCGCCGGGACUUUGAGGCAGGCCAGGAGACGGAGCUGUGCCUGAGGAGGCAGGCGCUGGUAUCGGGUCGCAGGGUCACCAUAGUCGAUACCCCGGGGUGGGACUGGUUCUCGGUGAGGCGGACCCCGAAGCGAAUCCGCCAUGAGUCGCAGCGCGGCGCGGCCCUCCUCCGACCGGGACCCCACACCCUGCUGCUGGUCCUCCCUGUCGUCUCAUCUCUCACUGCCAGGAAGCGGCGAACCCUCCUGGCUCACAUUGAGACUCUGUUUGGCGACAACGCGUGCCUCCACACCAUGGUGCUGUUCAGCUGUGGUGACUGGCUGGGCCGCACGCCCAUCGAAGAGCACAUUCUUAGAGGCGGGAGGGAGCUGCACAGACUGCUGGAGUACUGUGGGAACUAUUACCACGUCCUGGACAGUAAGACCCCCGGCAAGGACAGGAGCAUCUCAGACCUGCUGGAUAAGAUAGAGGAGAUGAUCAGGGAGAAUGGCGACGAGGCUUUCCUCCCCAUACAGAGCGAGUGGUUGAGCGAGGAGAGCUCUCAGUCCUCUGAUAACACCGAGCCCGAGGAUGAUUGUAGAGGAUGCCAGCUCCAGUGAUACGAUGGCAAUGAAGCGAAAGUGGAAUCCGGCUUUUUAAACCUCGCCCUGAGUCUUCAGCAGGCCCAAACAUCACCUCAUAUAACUUAAACCUCAUCUACAUAUCCCUCUCCAACUCUGAAGAGUUUUAGGAGAAACUGAGAUAUAACAAAGGGUUUGUACUAGGGCUGCACGAAGUGGUUAAAAAAAAAUCAUAUUGUGAUUAUUUUGACAGAUAUUGUGAUAAUAUUUGCGAUCUUAGUGGGAGUGAUCAUUUUCGCAUCAUAAUUUUCAUUUUUACCAGGAAAAAAUAGUAAAAUGAGGAUGGUGUGAUUUUUACUUGGGUCUCCGCCAAACCAUGUUUUUAUUUUUUACAUCUAAAGAACAUAAUUUAUAGGUAUACUGUCACAUUUAAUCUUUAUCAACAAACUGACACUGCUGCGAUUUGGAUAUUGCUCUUAUCCAUAUUGGGAUUUCGAUAUGAUCUCGGUUAAUUGUGCAGCCCUAGUUUGUACAGCAGUUUUGUGAUAGCUUCAUGGUAGAAUUUGGAAAGACCAAACUCACUGAUCACUGGGCAAGAUGCAACUUGACUGAAAGUGCUGCCUAGUGCAACGAAUAAGCUCAUCGGAGACUAAAUGUUCUGUGUAUGGCAAAGACACCGACUGCUGCUAAAGAGACCCUGCCUCAACACUGCAACAUUAGAGUGAAGCGUCAUUAGAGUCAUUGUAAUUCCAUGUUCAGACCGUACUGAUAAGCUGAUGUGCUUUGUGUUACAAGUUGAAAGCGCAGUGACUGUGUCUGCACUGCGAUGCAGUCUGCAGUGGCUUGAUGCAUCGUGUCCCUUCGCUUUCAUUUGAAGUCGUAGCUUAGAGUGCAAGCGCAGCAGAAGACCAUAUUAUCAGCACCAGUCACAUUUGGUGGUACGUCUUCAGCAAGUUUGUGACACUGGAUCUGUGAAAGACUGAGAGGCACGAGACCAUACAUGUACCACAACAUUUAGCCGGGAUUUAACACUAUAGUCUUCUCCUUGUAGAUCUCAUCCCCUGUCAUUGUGUUUUUGUAGCUCGCAUUCAGCCCAAAUUAAUAGGAGACAAAUGGAAACGGCUUGAGUGAAAUCAGCCUAUCGAAAAAACAGCAGACGCACUGUACAGUCACUCAACCAAAAUGUGCUUAUUGUAACAAAAUGUAAUGAUGCGUACUGGAAUGCUUACACACAAAUGUACUAAUGAGGAGAAACUUUGGAUGGCUGUACACUCCGGUUAUAAAUUUACAGAUCAAACAUAGUAACAUUAUGAUCCUCUACAUGAGUGAUAUCAAAUUAGAUUUAUCUUCAUUAGCAUUUUAUUAGGAAAUGUGGAUUGAAUCAAGUCCCUUGGGGCUAAUUCUGACACAUUUACAGAAAUGCUGAUUAGUGCUAAACUGCAGACAUUAAUUGAAAUUUAAGAAUUUGCUUGAGUUUGCUUGGACCAAAAGAUUGUCAGUGUCUGCACUUUUGGUGUGAACCAAUCAGUUCUGUUGUGCAAGAUAUAAUUGAUCGAGCACAUAAAAUUAAUUGAAUCCAUUCAAAGGAGCAAUUAUAGUAAUUCAGACCAGGUCUGGCAUGCCGUCCACAUCCAAGACGUGCUGUGGAAACAGUAAAGAAAAACCUGCAUUUGAACUGCGUGCAUUCUCAGAAUCCCUCGAACCGCUGUCUCUGCUUUGUUCUGUUUUGUGCUCAUGCACCCAGUGCGGUUAUCGAUAAGGCAGAUUCAGCAAUGUGCCUCAGCAUCCAAGAGUGGGACUGGGAGCGUGGUCCUGCGGCAGGGCAGCGUCCCGUGCAGGCUACUUCAAACUAACAAUCGCAUGCUACAGAAACAAGACGUAACCUCAUGAAUCGCUCCAGCUCAAAGAGGGCUUUUCCUACCUGUCAACUUUUUCUACGUCAUUGUGACACUGGCUCCUGACAUCAGUAGUGAUGUGUUGGAAAAAAAAGAGAUCUUCAACUCCCAGAGGCAUGUUGAUAAAGAGUGCAUGCACCUAAGAUAAAUCAGUGCCUAUAGAGUUGUUGGCAACCUCACUUCUGUGUUUUUUUCAAGAACAAAGUCAAGUCGCUGUGAAUUUCUGAUGAGACACCACAUCUCUCUACCUUUAUAACUCUGCAAAAAAAAUUAAUAAAUACAAAAAAAAAAAAAAAACAUUCAUGCCCAGUACUGUUCAGAUUGGCACAAUAGUGUAAAAAGCUAUAUACUAUAUGUGACCAAUAGCACUGCCAUGCUUU